Anopheles funestus (African malaria mosquito) is the source of this 3038-nucleotide messenger RNA. RefSeq names its product protein Lilipod (gene lili). Gene Ontology annotation, biological process: signal transduction. Bases 741 to 2576 code for a protein of 611 amino acids. Gene Ontology annotation, molecular function: transmembrane signaling receptor activity. Lineage: Eukaryota; Metazoa; Arthropoda; Insecta; Diptera; Culicidae. The record is from RefSeq and is a predicted model, not a curated record. The transcript has 11 exons.
UUCAGUUGCUUUGCGAACGCGUCUGCUGCAUGACGUUUGACUUGUAAACACAACAAGCUUGCAAUCAACAACGUUCGCGUCGCGCAGCGAGCGAGAAAUAAAGCGAAAUUAGCAUUAUAAUUGCGACCCAGUUUAAUUCGAUUCUUAUAGGGCAGUUUUCUACCAAUAACUAAUCACAAAUAGUGAAUAAUCCGAUUAAGGAUUUUACCAUUACACCAUUGUCCGUGCAGUGCAUUAGCCUCCGCUUCAUCUGCAUCAAAGUGAAAGUAGUAAAAUUUCAUCGAAAAAGACAUCGGGCCGAGGAUGCUUCCUGUCCGGGAAGGUGUGUCCGGUUUGAAGGGAAUUUGUUCGAAAAUAUAAGAAAGUGUGUUGGUUUGUGUAUUACGUGCGUGUGUACCAUUCGCUAACAAAAAAGGCAACGGCGACCGUAGGCCCUAUGGUGAUGUGUUGUGAUAUUUUGAGGCCUCCCGGAUUCGCGGAUGGUGAUGCCUAGUGCGGUGGUAGAGGAGAGUGGAUUCCGCGAUAUAAAUUCCCGUCCCGUGUGUGCUUGCAGUAACGUGUGCGAAUCAAAGUAAUCCGGUGUAACCAAGCGUGGAGGUUAAGUGUAAUCUCUGGAAGCUAUUCGUUUAGGCGUUAUCGUUUAGGAAACCCCGUUGUACUUGCUUUCGUGGCCGUAGAAGGCCACCAACGGCACCAAAAUUACACUCAACGCGACGCAACUGUUCGCCGUCCUGAACGCUAUGGAGCAGGACGAGGAGCAAGAAGUGCCCGACAUACGGGAACAAAUGUUUCACAACACGGUUCGAGAGCAUAUCAUCUUUAUGUUGCUGUUCCUGUUGCUUUAUCUUGGAAGCUAUGCGCUGAUCAAUCGCUUCCGUAGGCGUGAUCGGGACGAUUUGUUUGCUACUGACGAUGACGAAAUCACAGUGUACCGAAUUAGCUUAUGGUUAUGCACCUUCUCCCUGGCCGUGGCAGUUGGUGCCGCCCUGCUGCUCCCCAUCUCGAUCGCAAGCAACGAGGUGCUCAUCCUGUACCCCAACAGCUACUACGUGAAAUGGUUGAACAGCUCGCUAAUACAAGGGCUCUGGAACUACGUAUUUCUGUUCUCGAAUCUGGCACUGUUUGUGCUGCUGCCCUUUACCUAUCUGUUUACGGAGUCAUCCGGCUUUAGCGGUCACAAGAAGGGCAUUAUGGCGCGGGUGUACGAAACGUUUACCGUGUUUUCUUUGCUUGCUUUCAUCGUUUUUGCCACAACGUACAUCAUUUCCGCCCUGCGCGAUCCGGACAGGAACACAUUUCAGGCACUGUUCAAUUUAGCCAGAUGCCAUUUGCCAUUUUUGUACUCGUGUGUGUCGUUUUUAGGUGUACUGUUACUAUUAGUUUGCACCCCAAUGGGUUUCGUAAGACUGUUCGGUGUGGUGGGCCAAGUGCUGGUCAAACCAAACCUUUUGCGCGACGUGAAUGAAGAAUUCCAUGCCUUCAACAUUGAGGAGGCCACCGUUAAGCGUAAGUUGGCAAAUGCCAACCUUAACAUAGAGCUAAGGAGCGUAACAACGAUAGAUCUAACGCCUGCCAAACUUUGCUCCGGGCUAGACGAUUUGUAUCAAAUCAAACCAGCCACUAAUGGCAGUACGCAUGAAUCGGUCAAGCUGUUUGAAAGACUGAGAGAGCUAGAGUCUGAACGUAAAGUGCUAGACAAGCAACGCAGCUCUUCGGCACUUCAGAGGAAUCUGGUCUAUCCGAUAGCGAUGCUGCUAUUGUUGAUUCUCACCGGCAUUACAGUCCUGUUGGUCGUACAGAACACACUGGAAUUACUGAUCGGUAUCAAGGCAGUACCACUAAGCACGAGGCAAUUCACGCUUGGCAUUACAUCUCUAUCCAAGCUUGGCCCGUUGGGAGCCACACUGGAGGUGUGUAUUAUCACCUAUCUGGGUGUUACGUCCACCGUUGGGCUCUACACAAUGCCUUUCAUGCGCAAUGUGCGGCCACAACGGCGCAACACAUCGCUACCACAGCUGAUAGCAAACUGUGGCCUCGUGCUUAUCCUUAGCUCAGCGCUACCACUUCUCGCGCGUAUUCUAGGUAUUACCAACUUCGAUCUGCUCGGCGAUUUUGGCCAGAUCGAGUGGCUGGGCAACUUUCUGAUCGUGCUGCUGUACAAUGUGAUCUUCGGGACGGCGGCUACGCUGUGUCUGUUUAAUAAGUUCACCGCUACCGUGAGGAGAGAGCUGUGCGCUCGGUUGAAAGCAUUGUUUGACUACAGCAGUCAUAUCGAGCUGAGCAUUUAUCAGAACGCCAGUCAGCUGAACCAUCUGCAUCCGGCGGCGUAUACGGUAUCACAGCAUCCUCAUACCAGCCAUCCCGUACAACCUGUUGUAACCGUUACAAACGAACCCACCGGACAAGAUCAGCAACAUUUGAUUGUGGUAGACCAUGGUACCACCACUACAGUGCAUCAUCGUCAUCCACAAGCAUCCACGAUCGAUAGGAACCUCGAUAGCAUUGCCAAAGAAGAACCGCCUCCUAUGCAUCUUCCCAACGGGGUAGAUCAUGCCGAUCAGAAAAAGACAAGUUAAGAAGGGGUACGAAUAGUACUGUGGGUACAAAGCUAAACAACCCAACAACAAAUAUUGUCCAUUUUUUAGGUAUGAUCAUUAGUAGCCCUGAUUAAACUGAUCUGCUUCUCGAUAUUUGAACCCUACUCACACCCAGUGACCAUCAGUAAGAUACACUUAAGCGCUAGUUUUAAUUUUAAACCUUUUAAUUCAUUUACGCCAUCCAACAUACUUAUUAUAAUUUGCGAUGCACAAACAAAACGUUUAAAGCUGCCAUUUCAGUGAUAUUAUGGAAAAAGAAUAUUAUUUUUCAUGGUUGUUUUAUUUUUAUCCUUUCUUUCUUUCGUUCGUCGUCUCUAGUUUUACGAGUGACAAAAGCUACUCAUACACAUGUAGUUUUAAUAAUAUAUAUAAGAACUAAGAUCUUAUCCUAUGCUUUCAAGUGUGCCGAAAAUUAAACGUACAGUUCUAUUCAACAAGCAA